Anguilla rostrata (American eel) is the source of this 3867-nucleotide messenger RNA. Its product is annotated as UDP-glucuronosyltransferase 2B1-like. Lineage: Eukaryota; Metazoa; Chordata; Actinopteri; Anguilliformes; Anguillidae. The coding region runs from base 123 to 1700 and encodes 525 amino acids. The record is from RefSeq and is a predicted model, not a curated record. Gene Ontology annotation, molecular function: UDP-glycosyltransferase activity. The transcript is spliced from 2 exons.
GUUCUCACUGAUAGUUCACUCACUGGACUUAUGGUCUAUGGUUUAUUUCCCCGGGAUAUGUAUUAUUUUAGCAUUUAAGACUGAAUCAGUGGUGGUGUGAUACUAUAUGAUAAUUGGUGGAGAUGCAUUCCUCAGCCCUCUUCCUGAUUGUGCCUCUGAUUUUCACACUGCCUGGUGUCAAUGGGGGCAAGGUCCUUGUUUACCCAGAGGAUGCCAGCCAUUGGGUUAACAUGAGACUCUUGAUUGAAGAGCUACACUUGAGAGGCCACAGCGUUUCUGUGGUGCGACCUUCAGACAGCUGGUACAUCAAGGAGACGUCCCCUCACUACACCUCAAUCACAAUCGAUGGCAGAGGGGUAUCUGAAGAAUUUUUUGUCUCAUUUGGGUCUAGAUUGCUGCAGAUACAAAGACAAAGCAGAUCUUUUUGGACAAGUUUUAAACUAGGAAUGGAGAUGCUGGGGAUAGGAACUGACAUUGUAGCAAAGGAAUGUGAAAUGUUGAUCCAAAUGUUUGAAAAUCAGGGACUGAUGCAGUCUCUGCAAAUUUCUCAGUAUGAUGUGGUUCUGACUGACCCUGUUAUGGCUGGUGGGGUUCUUUUAGCCCAUUACCUUAGUUUACCUCUUGUUUACAAUGUUCGAUGGACUGUAAUGGGUGAAGGGCAUUUUGCAAUUGCUCCAUCUCCAUUGUCCUACGUUCCUAUUCCAGGACAAGAGCUAACGGACACCAUGAACUUUUUCCAGAGAAUUGAGAACAUGCUAACUCACUGUGUGUCGUGGUUUCAUGUGGAAUAUAAUAUAAAACCUCUUGUCAAUUCUUUGUCUCAUCGCUAUAUUGGCUCUGAGUUAGACUUCAUCCAGCUUGUUCAGGCAGCAGAUAUUUGGCUCAUGAGGGUAGAUUUUGUCUUUGAGUUCCCACGCCCCACUAUGCCUAACGUUGUAUAUAUGGGUGGAUUUCAAUGCAAACCUGCUAAUCCCCUUCCAGAGGACCUGGAGGAGUUUGUUCAGAGCUCUGGAGAACAUGGUGUCAUUAUUAUGUCCUUGGGAACAAUAUUCAGUGAGCUUCCCCAUGAUUUAGCAGAUGAGAUAGCUGCUGCUUUUGCCCAGUUGCCUCAGAGAGUUAUUUGGAGGCACACAGGGGACAGGCCUGCUACUCUGGGCAACAACACUCGGCUGGUCUCCUGGAUGCCUCAAAAUGACCUCCUGGGACAUCCUAAGAUCAGAGUCUUUGUUGCUCAUGGGGGAACUAAUGGAAUUCAAGAGGCCAUUUAUCAUGGCAUUCCAAUAGUUGGUCUCCCACUCAUUUUUGACCAGCCUGACAACCUUAAUAGAAUGAAAGUGAAGGGGGCAGCAAAGAUAGUGGAUAUUGUGACUUUAGACAGGAACAUCUUCCUCAAGGCCUUACAGGAAGUGCUCUAUGAGCCCUCCUAUAGGAUGAAUAUGCAGAGGCUCUCCAUGCUGCACCGUGACCAGCCAAUGAAGCCACUGGAUCGUGCCCUCUUCUGGAUCGAGUUUGUCAUGAGACACAAGGGUGCCGCUCACCUACGCACAGAGUCUUACAGGAUGCCCUGGUAUGUCUACCACUCAGUGGAUGUCAUCGGGGUCUUGCUGGCUGCCAUGUUGUUCAUCUUACUGAUUAUAAUGUUUGUUAUCAAGUAUCUGUGCUGCAGGGUGCUCUGUAAAAGAAAAAUUAAACCUGAAUAAGUGCUAAAACUUUUCAAUUUUAUUGACAAGAAAGAGGCUGCAUGCCAUUUUUACCUUCAGAAGGCCAAUUAUGGUAAAUUCACCUUCAGGUUCCAAACUUUUCUCCCCAAACUGGCUCUAGAGGCAAGGCAAGGCAAGUUUAUUUGUAUAGCACAUUACAACAAGGCAGUUCAAAGUGCUUUACAUAAAACUACAGCUGCACAGAUACUCAAGAUGACAGAAAUGAUGUCUUGUGAGUAGAGCCCGACCGAUAUAUCGGUUUGGCCGAUAUAUUUGGCCGGUAUCGGCCAUUAUUUGACUUUUUUGACGACAUCGGGAUCGGCAGUUAUGCAACCGAUGUGUCCCGAUUUUUAAAUAAGUAUAACAAACAAAAAAAAACUGAUUAUUUAUCUGUACUUGUCUGUUCGAACGUUGUAAUUGCUGUUUACUAGAAUUAUCCAGUAGAGGGAGCUCUAAUACAAGUGUGAACUGCAGCAGCUGACCCGCUACUUCUGUAAUAAGACGUUUGUCACUCGUGCCUCAUCCAAUAUUCUCCACUGCAUGACUUGUCUGCACAGAUUCGAUUGCCGCAAUAAAGGUAUGUAUAUUUAGUGAAAGUUUUUAAUUAAAUGCGUUUAUACGACCACUAUGUUUAUCAAUCCUCAUUAUCAAGCGAGCGAGCUAGCUAACAUAUUUGGUUCACUUUAGCAAGCUAGCUGGCUAGCAAGCCUUUAUGAAGUGGCAGUGAGCACAUAAGCAGCGUAGGAUCUACAUUUCCAGAGGACAUCACUGUAUUCUCAAAUAAAUAACCAGCCAAAAUAAAAUGGUGAUUGAAUGCAUCACACAUUUGUUUUUUUAUCUGAGAUAAUGAUAUUAGCUACUAUAUAAUGCUGUGUCAAUAGCCAACGCGUUAUUGCAAGCGAGUGUGUCAUCUAGUCACGCGUCAUCGUAGCAAGCUAACCAGACAGUAAAAACGCCGAUAAAAUACUUCUAACGUGGAUCAUUUUAAGCCAUUUUAUCUAGAUUUGUCGUGAUAACAUGAGAGAAGGAUUGCUGUUGGAGAAGUGAAUCAACCAACAGUUAGCGCGGGUAACCUGCACGAAAGCGCAUUGUAGUUUUUUUCACCACCGAAUUCUUAUGGACAAGCCUCACGGUACGUAUUUCUUCCAGUCAAUUUAGUUUCAUCUAAGGUUACACUUGAUUCACUCAUUAGCUCCGUUAGAUAAAGUCUUACUCUUUGAGAUCAUGUAGUAGGAAUAAAAUAAGAAAGUAUAAUUCAUUUACUGAGAGUAAAUAAGAAAUAAGGAGGCUAUGUCAACAGCUAAUGCGUUAUUGCAAGUGAGUGUGUGUCAUCUAGUCACGCGUCAGAGCGCAUUGUAGUUUUUUUCACUGCCGAAUUCUUAUGGACAGGGAAGCUCGCUAGAUAAAGUCUUACUCUUUGAGAUCAUGUAGUGGGAAUAAAAUAAGAAAAUAUAAUUCAUUUACUGAGAAUAGAUACUAAGAAAUAAUAACAAAUUAAUAACAACAACAACAAUCAUAAUAAUAUUCAUAAAAACACAUGUUUGUAACUGGAAAACUGAUUUUUUUUUAAUACAUUUUUUUAUAGAUGGCUGGAAAAGAAAGGAGUGAAAGCAACGUGUGGGGUUAUUUUGAAUUCACACCACUUGAAGAUGGUGUUGAUAUUAAAUUAUAUAUAUAUAUAUAUAUAUAUAUAUAUAUAUUGUCUUUUACAUUUUUUUAUCUAUCAAAAAGUUAUUUGUGUGUUUAUUUUUAUUUAUUUGUUUGCUUAUAAGUUAAAUGUUCUCAAAUACAGACACUUUGAUAAAAUAUAACUUUUUCUAAUUGAUUUGAAAAUGUUGCACUUUUUGACAAAAUAUCGGUCAAAACAUCGGUAAUCGGUGGGCUAGGACUCUCCAAAAUCGGGAUCGGCAUCCGUCGGGCUCUACUUGUGAGUAAUCUAGUAGUUGAUGCAAAUGCUCCAAAAAAAAAAAAAAAAAAACACUGAAGCCUUUCUAAAAUAUUGUAAAAUUCUGUAAUGUCUCCAUCUGGUGGUCAAUACAUGGUAAAACUAUUUACAAACUACUUUUGUAAUUGGGGAAAUUACCCAUCUAUUGUACAUGUGAUGAAUAUCAAAACACAUUUUUUGACUUGCUGUAAUAAGAUAAAUAAAAGAUGUGACAUGAUGAGA